Molecule: messenger RNA, 1529 nt
Organism: Hibiscus syriacus
Lineage: Eukaryota; Viridiplantae; Streptophyta; Magnoliopsida; Malvales; Malvaceae
Product: serine carboxypeptidase 1-like
Exons: 14
Coding region: 16-1488 (490 amino acids)
Biological process (GO): proteolysis; secondary metabolic process
Molecular function (GO): serine-type carboxypeptidase activity; acyltransferase activity, transferring groups other than amino-acyl groups
Source: RefSeq, a predicted model, not a curated record
UAAAGGUCUGCUGCCAUGGAUAACAUAUUCUCUGUCAUCUCAUUCUGUAUGCUUCUGGGUUUUGCAUUCAUUGAAGCAUCUCAAAAUGGUUCACUCGUAACUCACCUGCCUGGCUUCAAUGGCGUCUUCCCAUCCCAACACUAUUCCGGAUACGUGAGCAUAGGUGAGAAGAAUCUCUUCUAUUACUUUGUUGUAUCGGAAAGAAACCCAGGGAGGGAUCCAGUUGUUUUGUGGCUAAAUGGUGGACCAGGUUGCUCUAGCUUUGAUGGAUUUGUUUACGAACAUGGUCCUUUUAAUUUUCAAGAAGGGAACCCCAAGGGGAGCCUCCCCACAUUGCAUCUCAAUCCAUACAGUUGGUCUAAGGUUUCAAAUAUUAUUUACCUAGAUUCACCUGCCGGUGCCGGCUUCUCCUACUCUCGAAAUGUAAGUGCGUACACAACCGGAGACCUGCAAACCGCAGCCGAUGCACAUGCCUUCCUCCUCAAGUGGUUCGAUCUCUAUCCGGAGUUUGUUAGCAAUCCGUUCUAUAUCGCGGGCGAGUCUUAUGCAGGAAUUUAUGUGCCCACUCUCGGAUAUGAAGUGGAAAAAGGGAUCAAAGUUGGUGCAAACCCCACAAUCAAUUUCAAGGGAUACAUGGUGGGAAAUGGGGUGACUGACCCUGUUUUUGAUGGCAAUGCUCUUGUUCCUUUUGCACAUGGGAUGGCCCUCAUUUCAGAUGACAUUUUCCAGGCAGCUGAAGCAGCUUGUGGGGGAGACUAUUCCAACUCUUCUCAGAUGUGUGUUGAAAAACUAGAAGAUGUUUACACGGCAAUUUCCGGCCUAAAUAUAUACGACAUCCUUGAACCGUGCUACCACGAUCCUACGUCGCAACUGGGCCCUAAACGAAACACCAGCGUGCCCGAUAGCUUCCAGCAACUAGGGGUUACGUCGAGACCACUUGCGGUUAGAACUCGGAUGUUCGGCCGUGCUUGGCCGUUUAGGGCACCGGUUAAGGAAGGCAUUGUCCCUUUAUGGCCUCAACUAGCACAAAACAAUAAAAACUAUGUACCCUGUUUUAACGACGAAGUUGCUACAAUAUGGCUAAAUGAUGCAACAGUUAGGAAGGCUAUUCAUGCCGAACCAGAAAAUGUAGCUGGUCCUUGGGUGUUAUGUACAGGUAGAAUAAACUAUUAUCAUGAUGCUGGGAGUAUGAUUCCGUACCAUAAAACCCUAACAACCGCGGGUUAUCGAGCACUUAUUUUCAGUGGAGACCAUGAUAUGUGUGUGCCUUACACGGGGAGCCAAGCCUGGACCAAGUCACUCGGAUAUAAGACCGUAACUCCGUGGAGAUCAUGGACGUCUAAGGGCCAAAUUUCUGGGUACUUGCAAAGUUAUGACCAUGACAUUACCUUCCUAACCAUUAAGGGUGCAGGGCAUACAGUCCCAGAAUACAAGCCAAUGGAAGCAUUAGAUUUCUAUAGGCGAUGGUUGGAUGAGAAGCCUAUAUGAAAUUGAUGGUACCAUUUCUUUGUCAACCAAAAAAAAAACAU